This is a messenger RNA of Vigna unguiculata (cowpea), 693 nucleotides long. It is a transcript of the gene NF-YC13, whose product is annotated as nuclear factor Y, subunit C13. Gene Ontology annotation, biological process: regulation of DNA-templated transcription. Gene Ontology annotation, cellular component: nucleus. NCBI's taxonomy places the organism in Eukaryota, Viridiplantae, Streptophyta, Magnoliopsida, Fabales, Fabaceae. The record is from RefSeq and is a predicted model, not a curated record. Gene Ontology annotation, molecular function: transcription cis-regulatory region binding; protein heterodimerization activity.
UCACCGUAGAAAGAGAAGAGAGAGUUGAAAAGAUUACUAUGGCGGAGGAAGAAGAGAACGAGGUGUCGGCUCAACUCGAAUUCCCGAAGAGUCGGGUUAAGAAGAUCAUAACGCUGGACAAGGAUGUGAAGAGAGUGAGUUCAGAAGCGUUGUUCCUGGUGUCGCGCUCCACAGAGUUGUUCCUCCAAUUUCUGGCUGAAAAAUCUGCCAAAGUUGCCAUUGAAAAGAAACGGAAGACCGUGAAUCUGGAACACCUGAGAAUGGCCGUUAAGAGGCACCAGCCAACCAGGGAUUUUCUCCUCGACGAUCUUCCGCCGCCGUCUCGGCCCGCCAAACCCGACGGGCCUACUCAGCCCGUUGUUCGGCCAAAACUUGAUGCACCGCCGCCUGGUACUCGUCGCAUCGAUCAGUUUUUCCGAAAGCCAGUGCCUCAAAACCCAGCCCAAGUUCAAUCGCCUGAAAAUCCAGCCCAAGCCCAAUCGUCUGAAAUUCCUGCCCAAGCUCAAGCGCCCGAAAUACCUUCUCAAGCUCAAUCGCCUGAAGUUCCUUCUCAGGCUCAAUCGCCGGAAGUUCCAUCUCAAGUUCAAUCGCCAGUACCGGUAGAUGAGUCUUAGGGUUACGUUUGUUUAUACUCGCAAUUAAGAUUUUGUAUGCGAUCAUAAUCAGAUAUAACAUUUACCAUUUAACAAUGCG